Phragmites australis (common reed) is the source of this 1067-nucleotide messenger RNA. Its product is annotated as large ribosomal subunit protein bL19cy-like. Bases 8 to 829 code for a protein of 273 amino acids. NCBI's taxonomy places the organism in Eukaryota, Viridiplantae, Streptophyta, Magnoliopsida, Poales, Poaceae. Gene Ontology annotation, molecular function: structural constituent of ribosome. Gene Ontology annotation, cellular component: ribosome. The record is from RefSeq and is a predicted model, not a curated record. Gene Ontology annotation, biological process: translation. The transcript is spliced from 4 exons.
AUAAAAUAUGGGCCCAGCUUGCAGCGUCGCAGCCCCUCCCACCAAGAGAGAGGCGGAUAGCGUUUCUCCCCCCACCGCGGCGACGCCUCCUUUCCCUCUUUCCUCCGUCCCAUGCUCCGUCGCUGACACGUUGGACCGACUUAACCUUCCGAUGGCCUCCGCAGCCGCCGCCUCCGCCACCGCCGCCGUAUCCGGUGUCUUGCUUCCCCAUGCCCUCCUCUCCCACCGCUCACCGCCGCCGCAGGUCCUCUCUGUGUCGUCCUCGUUCCACCGGCUCUCCCUGUGCGCUUCCCCUCGCCGGGCCACCUACCUAGUUGCCUGCGCCGAUGCUGGAGAACCAGAGCCCGCGACGGAGCCUGAACCCGAGGCCGAGCCUGUCACUGCCUCAGCUGACGCCAAGGAGGGGGAGGUCGAGGGAGCUGUCGCAGUGGCGGAGGAAGAGGAAGCAGACGAGCCGCCACCGCCGAGCAAACCAGCGGUCAAGUUCGGCGAAAUCAUUGGGAUUCUGAACAAGCAGUUCAUUGAGGAGGCCGAGAAGGUGAAGACUAUACCAGAUCUGAGGCCCGGUGACAUCAUUGAGCUUAGAAUGCAACGGCCCAACAAGAGGAGAUUGUCGCUCUUUAAGGGCAUAAUCAUCGCAAAACACAAAGGUGGUGUUCACACUACAAUACGCGUUAGAAGGAUCAUUGCUGGUGUAGGAGUUGAAAUUACCUUCCCUGUGUACUCUCCCAGGAUAAAGGAGAUCAAAGUGAUCAGACACAAGAAAGUGAGGAGAGCAAAGUUGUACUAUCUGAAACACAAGCUUCCCCGCUUUUCAACCUUCAAGUAAAACUAGAUGUACCGGGGGAAGAGCUUCUCCCGCUACCAUUUUGAUUUCCUUUAGCAAACCACUUUCCACUUACUCAAAUCAGUGCAUUUCACUGUAAUCACUGGAUGUCAAAAUGCGCAAUAUCUACAGCUUUUGUGUGGCCUAUUUCGGCUUGCAGUGUAAAUGUAUUUUGUCCUAGGUGUACAGAAUCGGUACUAGGAUUACCUCGUUGUGAAUUUAAUUAUAUCCUUCUAUCGGA